AUGCCCGGCUUCGACUUCAGCAAUUACAACCGCAAUGCGGCCCUCCACGCACGCGGAGUACCUCUACCGAAAGCCACAUCGACCGGUACAACGAUUGUAGGCUGCAUAUACGACAAAGGCGUAGUCAUCGCAGCCGACACCCGCGCCACCUCCGGCCCCAUCGUCGCCGACAAGAACUGCGAAAAGCUACACUACAUCUCCCCCUCGAUCUGGUGCGCCGGCGCCGGCACAGCCGCAGACACAGAGUUCACCACCGCCAUCACCUCCUCCAACCUCGAACUACACUCCCUCUCCACAGGCCGCUCGCCGCGCGUCGUCACGGUCAUGACCAUGCUCAAGCAACACCUCUUCCGCUACCAAGGCCAUAUCGGCGCAUACCUCGUCGUCGCUGGCGUCGACCCAACCGGCUGCCAUCUGUUCACCGUCCACGCCCACGGCUCCACUGACAAGCUGCCCUACGUGACCAUGGGCUCCGGCUCACUCGCCGCAAUGUCCGUCUUCGAAUCCUCCUGGAAAGGCCAACUCACGCGCGAGGAAGCCAUCAAGCUGUGCGCCGAGGCGAUCGAGGCUGGUAUCUGGAAUGAUCUGGGCUCCGGCUCUAAUGUGGAUGUGUGCGUGAUUGAGAAAGACAAGCCAACACAAUUACUGAGAAACUACAUCACACCGAACGUAAGAGUCAAAAAGGAGCGGGACUACAAGUUCGCGAAGGGCACGACGGCGGUACUAAACGAGAAAAUCAUCACAAAGGAGGAGCUGGGGCGGUAUGUGACGGUGCAUGAGUUGGGGUCCGGCAGCGACACUGAUAGCAGUAGCGUGGUCGUGGUGGAGAAGAUGGAUGUGGAUGAUGCGUAG
This is a messenger RNA of Cyphellophora attinorum, 852 nucleotides long. Its product is annotated as Proteasome subunit beta type-2. NCBI's taxonomy places the organism in Eukaryota, Fungi, Ascomycota, Eurotiomycetes, Chaetothyriales, Cyphellophoraceae. The record is from RefSeq and is a predicted model, not a curated record. The transcript is spliced from 2 exons. Gene Ontology annotation, cellular component: proteasome core complex. Bases 1 to 852 code for a protein of 283 amino acids. Gene Ontology annotation, molecular function: threonine-type endopeptidase activity.